Messenger RNA from Brenthis ino (lesser marbled fritillary), 471 nucleotides. The record is from the annotation of a GenBank genome assembly. Lineage: Eukaryota; Metazoa; Arthropoda; Insecta; Lepidoptera; Nymphalidae.
AUGGUUUCCGUGCAAACAAUUGCCACUAUCGUGGUUAAAGUUUUCAAAAUUGUUUUAAACAUCAUAAUUCUAGUUCUCUACCGUACCGGGUACAAUGGAGAGUUCUUGGGAGUGGGAGGUACGUGGAACCUCAACGAGGAGAAAAAUCCAGACACUGAGAUAGUGGCAUCAGGUGUCAUUGUAGGUUACCUAAUCUACACACUUGUGCAAGUUGUCACAUUUCUGUUUGGCACCACUGAGCAUAAGAGAGCAAUGUCAGAGAUCGUGAUGAAUUUCAUUGGAAUAUUCCUGUGGAUCGCGGUAGGCGCUGUAGCGUUGCACUACUGGGGUGGAUACCAGGGAGAGCAUCAGUUCCAAUUCGUCUUUGCUGAGAAACAGGUUGGUUUGGCAGUCGGUGCGUUAUGUGUCAUCCAGGGCGCGGUAUAUUUGCUUGACACUGCACUUUCCGUCAUACAUUUUACUAAAGAAAUG